AUGUUUGAUGGAUGGCAGUUUUAUUCAAAUCAUGUGUCACAGUAUAAUGGUAGAAUUUUGAUAAUAUGGAGAGCAGACUAUUAUAAGCUUAGAGUUCGUAGUGAGAAUGCGCAGGCAGUCACAUGUGCAAUAACAUUUGUGCCAUUACAAAUGGAAUUCCUAGCAAUAUUUGUGUAUGCAUACAACUCAAGGGAAGAAAGGAGAGAGUUAUGGGAAUAUCUAUGCCAAAUAGCUGGAAUGGGGCACAAACCAUGGAUAACUAUGGGAGAUUUCAAUUCUGUGUUACAUGCAGAGGAUAGUCAAGGUGUCAAUCCGGUCACUAUAAAUGAAGUAAUUGAUUUCCAUUCUUGUUUGGAUGUAACAGGCUUAACUGAAUUACCAAGUAGUGGAUGCUCAUACACUUGGAAUGAUAAGCAUGAAAGUGGAAGGAUUUUCUCUAGAAUUGACUGGGUGUUACUAAAUGGUGAAUGGAUGGACAAUUUAGUAGAUUGUAGAGCAAAGUUCCUGCCUGAGGGUGUGAGUGAUCAUAGCCCUAUUCAGAUCACAAUAGCACAGAAUAACAACCAAGUAAGGAAAACAUUCAGAUAUAGUAACAUGUGGAGCUCUCAUCCAAGGAACCAUUUCAGUAAUAUUGUAGAGGAGGUAGCACAGAACAGAGCUAACCUACUGCAAAGUCAGGAGGAACUCCAAAAGUUCCCACUGAACACUGCUUUAAAGCUAGAGGAGAAGACUAUGGGGGAAAAAGUCAGAAGGUCGAGUUAUCUAGCAGAAAUAUUCCUUCAACAGAGAAGCAAGACAACUUGGAUUAGGGCAGGAGAUGACAACACCAGCUAUUUCUUCUCAGUCAUUAAACACAGGAAGCUUAUGCAGGCAGCCACACAAUUACAUGACCAUAAUGAUCAAAUGCAGCAUGAACCAGAUAAAAUAGCAAAUAUUUUUGUUCAUUACUAUAAGCAGUUGUUGGGUGAAAAGGGAGAAUGUAGAGGAGGUGUAAGCCAGUGA
Messenger RNA from Nicotiana attenuata, 1002 nucleotides. RefSeq lists its product as uncharacterized. Lineage: Eukaryota; Viridiplantae; Streptophyta; Magnoliopsida; Solanales; Solanaceae. The record is from RefSeq and is a predicted model, not a curated record. Gene Ontology annotation, molecular function: catalytic activity. The coding region runs from base 1 to 1002 and encodes 333 amino acids. The transcript is spliced from 2 exons.